Molecule: messenger RNA, 1550 nt
Organism: Limanda limanda (common dab)
Lineage: Eukaryota; Metazoa; Chordata; Actinopteri; Pleuronectiformes; Pleuronectidae
Product: E3 ubiquitin/ISG15 ligase TRIM25-like
Exons: 3
Coding region: 69-1493 (474 amino acids)
Molecular function (GO): zinc ion binding
Source: RefSeq, a predicted model, not a curated record
GGAGGAGCAAAGAUCGGUUUCUGUUCAGAGGAAGUUAAUCUAUUCUACUGUCACUGGCACAAGCUGAAAUGGCGCAGCAAGAAAAUCAACUGGACAGAGAAAGAUUCUGCUGUUCGAUCUGUCUGGAUCGACUGAAGGAUCCGGUGACUACUGUCUGUGGACACAGCUACUGUAUGAGCUGUAUUAACACCCACUGGGACAAAGAGGAGGAGAGAGGAAGCUACAGCUGCCCUCAGUGUAGACAGACCUUCACACCGAGGCCCGUCCUGGGGAAAAACACCAUGUUAGCUGAUUCACUGGAGGAGCUGAAGAAGACUGGACUCCAAGCUGCUCCUGCUGAUCACUGCUAUGCAGGACCUGAAGAUGUGGCCUGUGAUGUCUGCACUGGGAGAAGACUGAAAGCUCUCAAGUCCUGUUUGGUUUGUUUGGCCUCUUAUUGUGAAAAACACCUCCAGCGUCAUCUUCAGUCAGCUCCAUUGAAGAAGCACAAGCUGGUGGAGCCCUCGAAGAAGCUCCAGGAGAACAUCUGCUCUCGUCACGACGAGGUGAUGAAGAUGUUCUGCCGCACUGAUCAGCAGUGUAUCUGUUAUCUCUGCUCUGUGGAUGAACAUAAAGGCCACGACACAGUGUCAGCUGCAGCAGAAAGGACUGAGAGGCAGAGAGAGCUCGGGCGGAGGAGACAAACAAUCCAGCAGAGAGUCCAGGACACAGAGAAAGACGUGAAGCUGCUUCAACAGGAGGAGGAGGCCAUCAAUGGCUCUGCUGAUAAAGCAGUGGAGGACAGUGAGGAGAUCUUCACUGAGCUGAUCCAUCUGCUGGAGAAAAGAAGCUCUGAUGUGAAGCAGCAGAUCAGAUCCCAGCAGGAAACUGAAGUGAGUCGAGUCAGAGAGCUUCAGGAUAAACUGGAGCAGGAGAUCACUGAGUUGAAGAGGAAAGACCAUGAACUGAAGCAGCUCUCAGACACAGAGGAUCACAACCAGUUUCUACACAACUACCCCUCACUUUUACCACUCAGUGGAUCUACACAAUCAUCCAGCAUCAGGAUCCGUCCUCUGAGGAACUUUGAGGACGUGACAGCAGCUGUGUCACGGGUCAGAGGUCGACUACAGGACAUUCUGAGUGAGACAGGGACGGAGAUCUUACAGAUUGAACCAGUAAGAACCAGUGAACAACAAGCAGUGAACUCGCUGACAAGGACCGCUCUCUACUACAGUUCAGAUGGCGAUGAUGAAGUCCAGCAGCUGGCGGCCAAGAGCUUUUCUCCCAUAUUGUGCCCAAGACAGCAGAGAACUUCAAGAAGAGGAGCGAGGAGAAAGGCUUCGGACUGCGAAACUCCGUCUUCCACAGAGUCAUACCAGACUUCAUGUGUCAGUCAAUCUACGGCAGCACGUUUGAGGAUGAGAACUUCGACGUUCGGCAUACGGGCCCAGGAAUCCUGUCAAUGGCCAACUGUGGGCGCAACACCAACCACUCCCAGUUCUUCAUCACGCUGAGGAAAGCCGAACACCUGGACUUCAAACACGUGGUUUUUGGUUGGGUGCGGGACGGCA